Molecule: messenger RNA, 5835 nt
Organism: Uranotaenia lowii
Lineage: Eukaryota; Metazoa; Arthropoda; Insecta; Diptera; Culicidae
Product: dual specificity mitogen-activated protein kinase kinase hemipterous-like
Exons: 9
Coding region: 629-3808 (1059 amino acids)
Biological process (GO): protein phosphorylation
Molecular function (GO): ATP binding; protein kinase activity
Source: RefSeq, a predicted model, not a curated record
ACAUCAGGCCUAAAAAAAUACUGUGAUGUGCUUAGGUGCAGUAAAGAAAGGCGAGCGAUAAAACUGUAGUGUCGAAAAAGCUAAAUUUACUGCUCUCCUGCCAUCCCGAUUGGAUUACUAAUUCCUAAACACCUUUGCGAGGAUUUCGCUACGUUUUUCCGUUUGCCGUCAGCGAAGUUUGGAAUCGAUAAAAAACGGAAAGAGUGCGGCCAGAUUUUUCUGGGGUGUUUCACUGCUGCUGCUGCCGAUUGCGAAAGUCAUAAAAUCGAAUUUGCCAAUUUUUUUUUCUUUCUGGAGACGGUAACAAAGCAAGGUGGAGACCUCCCGCGAGUUUUAGGUGCCGAUUGUUCCCCCGAUGGAUCGACGAGCGAUCGCUGACGAACAGUCCGGAACAACUCAGUGCGGCCGAUGAUACGCUUCGAAGCGGAUUAUCCUUUGGUGUUACACCAAUAUCGGCAGUGGCCUCGAAGUUUAGACGUCACUGAUUAGUGUGGGUGCGUAAGUGUGUGUGGGUGCGUAAGUGUGUGUGGGUGCGUAAGUGUGUGUGUGUGCACUCGCGUUUGUGCCUUACCGUACAAAAUCUGAUCUCUCGACGAAGGAAACAAACAAAAACAAAAGGCGUUCCGCGAUGUCCGGCCAAAGCUCUAUCGGAACCCGCAUCAACAUGAUCGAGGCAAAGCUGCAGGGUCAAACGUUGGGACCUCCGCUUUCGUUGCCUCCAACGGGGGCAAACGGAAAUGGAACCGGUGGACCUUCGCCUAGGCCGACUCCGACUCUUAACUUUACCCGGGGUAGCUCCGGAGGACGUGGACGACCGAUGAUGUUGCCGUUGCCAGUACUGUCUGGCAAUCAGCGCAGCGAAUCGGAAGCCCGGUUCCAGAAAAUUAUCGAAAAGAGCGGAAUGCUUAAAAUUAACGAUCAGAUCUACAAAACGACCCUUGCCGAUAUGGAGGAUCUUGGUGAGCUGGGCAGCGGAACGAGUGGGCACGUGGUGAAAAUGAGACACAAACCUAGCGGGGCCAUCAUUGCCGUCAAGCAAAUGCGUCGUACCGGAAACGACGAGGAAAACAAACGGAUCAUUAUGGAUCUCGACGUGGUUUUAAAGUCGGAGAACUGCCGUUACAUAGUGAAAUGUUUGGGCUGCUUUAUUACCGAUGCGGACGUUUGGAUCUGCAUGGAACUGAUGACGACUUGUUUCGACAAACUGCAGAAGAAAUCCAAAAAGCCUGUGCCAGAAAAAAUCCUCGGCAAAGUGACCGUAGCCACGGUGAAUGCACUUUCGUUCCUGAAAGAUCAGCACCAGGUAAUCCAUCGAGAUGUUAAACCUUCAAACAUUUUGAUCGACGAUCGGGGCAACAUCAAGUUGUGCGAUUUUGGAAUCAGCGGUCGAUUGGUCGAUUCAAAUGCCAAAACCCGUUCCGCCGGAUGCGCCGCAUACAUGGCGCCUGAACGCAUCGAUCCCGCCAACUCCGAGUAUGACAUCCGAGCAGACGUGUGGUCCCUAGGAAUAACACUGGUCGAACUGGCAACAGCUCUUUUCCCGUAUCGCGGUUGCAAGACCGAUUUCGAAGUUCUCACCAAGGUGCUUACUUCGAACCCCCCUCGACUGCCCGACGAUCAGCAGUUCUCGCCCGCAUUUCAAGAUUUUGUACGACUCUGUCUACAGAAAGACUACCAAGAUCGGCCGAAGUAUCGGGAUUUGCUGCGUCACCCGUUCAUAAUGCAAGCCGAGCAGGACUCAUCGGUCGAUGUUGCCGGCUGGUUCCGCAACGAAGCGGUGGGCUGCGGUAUCCAGCUCACUACACCGCAGCUCAUCGCUUCCGGUUUAAAGCCUGCUCCCAUUGGAGCGCUGACUUCCACCAUGUCAUCCGGUAGUAAUAGUUUGCAGAGGCCUUCCUCAUCGGCGUCGGAUCAAAAUAGAGUACCGACACCAUUUGAAAACAUUACGGAAGCAGUUCAGGCACAGUCGAAUCAACAAAAGCAAACAGUCAUAGCGUCCUCCAUACCGGUCAAAUCGAACAGCAGCAGUAGUAGCAAACUUUACGAACUCCAGCAGAAUAACAGCGCAGAUCAACAGCAGAGCCUGCAAGCCAAAUUGAACAGCAUUAGCUUAGCUCCGGCACAAUCUACCUCGUCUUCCACGACUCCUUAUGAUCCAAGGUCGCCCUCUCCUGCGCAGCAUAUGCAACAGCAGCACCAAAUGCAACCCCCUCAGGCCCAUUACCUUAAGCUGCAACCAAAAAAUGCGAUAGUUAGUAACAGUAGCAAUCUUAGCAACAUCGGCACCGGCCCGGAACGAAAUCAAAAGUACAAACGGUCUCCGUUCAUGCCUCGUAGAUCGGCGGAUCCGAACGACAAUGCCUUAUCCGUGUAUGGCAGUCCUAAGAAAGAAUCGUCUCUAAGUAGCUUGGGUCAAAGUAUCUUCAAAAACCUUACAACAUCUCCGUUUUCGCACCGCAAAUCGGAACAAAGGUCCUACAAACCACCGCUUCCCGGCGAAGAUGGCGGCGGAGGUGGAAAUCCACUAGUGUUGAACGGUAAUCGCCAGCCCGGAUUCAGCAAUCCUUCUUCUCCACUUAUGCUCAAUCGGAAAGUGAUUGAUAUCAACGACGAGCAACAGUAUAAACACCUCGUUGGAAACACCAGCCCAAUUGUUCUUCAACGAUUCUACCACCAGCAGAAUCAGCUGAGAGAAAACAAACAGCAGCAGUUGGAGCUGCAAAUGCAACAAUCCACCAAUCCCUUUUACCAACAACCAAGUGGGAUUCCGGUCAAGUAUAGCCCUCUGCCUUCGCAUCGAACCGUGCAUCACCCAACCAACCCGGCAAUUGUAGGAGGUUAUGCGAUCUACCAACCGCAAGUGCUACCCGAAACUUCCAGCAAUAUUCCAAUCUACCAAUACCAGCAGCUGAACCUGGGCUCCAACCUGGCACCCAGCAGUAGCAGUAGCAACAGCAGUCCGAAGCACAAAACUGGUGGGUUCUUUAAUACCUUUAGCAGAACCAAAAGUCAUAAUAGUAAACCGGGUAGGAGUGGUAACGGCAGUACUAGUCAAUUUGCGGAUCGUACAGGUUUUGUUGCCCAGGGUGGCCCAGGUCCUGAAAAUAGCUUUCCAGAUGCUGGUGGGCUGUAUCAGAACCAUCAUCAGCUUUAUGGGCGGCAAACGUUGCCGGAAUAUGGUUCCACGGGAUUUGUUGUAUCGACUGGUCUAAGCAAUGGCGACGAAAUGAAGGAUGAUACAGGGUGGUUCAAUACAAUUGCAGAUCUCGCGAAGCGUCGAUUCGCAUCUUUUGUGAAGCUAAAUUUGUCAACCACCGGUGAAAAACGGCCCAAGGACAAACACCUCAAAAACCAAUUGCUGCAGCAGCAGCAGCAUCAUCAACAACAACAGCAGCAUCAUCAGUUUGGUUACAGCGGUAGUGGCGCUAGUGUAGCGCCCAUCGCCGGUUACAAUCCAAGUACCAAUCCGUUUGUUGGGCCAUCGUAUGCAGGCACGGGUAUUCCCUCUUCAAUUCCACCAUCGGCAGCCGUACAUGUUAUGGGAAACGACCGAAGGCACCGCAGUCCUGAUCCUCCACCACGAUUCAAUAGAGGCCAAUCUCCUUUGCUUUUGCACCGGAAGCUUGAAAAGUUGAGCCAAACUGGAUCACCCAUCUUGAAUCAACGUUUUACAUCCGCUUCGCCCUCACCGCCCCUUCCGCCGCGCCGGGGAUCCGAAAGUGUACCGGGAUCGCCGCAGCACAUCCGAACUCGCUUACACUACACGCCGGAACCACACAGGCGCCCCUACCGGACGAUAGACCAAUGAGUGGGGCUUCAGAUUCUGGUUAUGUGAUCGAUGUACAGAUUUUUGGAUUGAAAUCUUUUUGUCGUUAAAUUGUCGCCGCCAAAGCCUGUUGUAUUACGGAGAUAUGAAUACCUACUUAUUAAUGCACACAAUUUAGGUACCAUCUACUACAGCAAAUGGAUUCCAAAUAACCAGAACCAGCUUCUUGUUGUCGUUUAAUCGGGAGUGAGUUUAACAUUGUAGCUAGUUGAUGGAAGUGGUACACACUAUUGCCUGAUGCUUGUGCUUCGGUUUGUGAAGUGAUUAUUGGUUGUACACGUAAGAUUUGCAGCGUUGCAAAACGACAGUUGAAAACGAACUAAAUACAAAAACGAAAAACGAAUUUCCAUUUAUUUUUUAAGACCGACGAAUUAUUAAGGACGCUCAUUGCUUUUUACUCUUUUCGAUUUUCGGUAGAUGCCUCUAAUCAGUUCAGGUGAAGAAAUCUGUCGAAACACUUAAAUAGUUAUCAGCUCGAUAUCCCACGAUUUAUACCAAAUUAAAAGCGUUUGUAAUUUGUUAUUCUUUUGGUUAUUUUCUCAGAAAAGUUUAAAUUAUGAUAAAAUGAUUGGAUAAUAUAGAAAUCCUAUUGAUUUUAUUUUUCAGACAGUGACGUUUCAAAGCGCAAUAUAAAUAUGCGUCCAUGCUAUUGUAUGCAAAAUUCUCAAAUGUUUCAAAGAUAGUUAAUGCAAAGAAACAGAAAAAAAUACACAAGACAGUGCUAUUUUUAUUUACAUGUGAUUGUUUGUUCUUUAAGAAUAAUUUUGAAAUGAAAUAUGUUUUCCAAAAAUUAACUAGGGAAUUAUGGAUAUAUCUCAGUUUAAUCGGACAUGAUGUAAUGGUUAUUAUAUGACUUAUCAAAAUCUUACAUCAACUGUCUUAUUCUUUCCACUUAAUAAGUUUUCAUGAUUAAAUCUUAUUUUUUUUUAAAUUUUGACUAUCCAUACCUGUUAAAGUUGUUUGCUUUACUGUAACAAAAUAAAAAAUUUCUAUUGAAAAAAAAAUCACCUGCAUCGUAUAAACUGAAGUACGCUCUAUGUAAAAAAAUUAUUGAAAUUUUUCGCUUUCGUGUGCCGAAGUCUUUUCUUUGAUGAACGCUUCUCAUCUAAGCAUGAUUAUUAUCCAUAUAAGUGUUUAGAAUGGCAAUUUUCUAAUUUUCGCUCGUCUAAAAUUUGAUUUUAUGUUAUGAAGAGCACAUUCUCUGAAUUUUCUGCUAUAAAGUAACUGUUUUCAGAUGGUAUUUUUGGAUUAUAGUGUAUAGCUUGUAUUUAUAGGGUACUAAACAAUAUUUAUGCAAAUAUUCACCAAAAUAUAGACUGCAAACUCUUUAAGCUGAUCGCUGGAUGCAAUCAAUGAAAUAGCAAGUCCUUACAAAGGAUAUUUUUCCUCCACAUAACAAAACCUCCAUGAAAAGUAGUAAAAUCUUUAGACACACGCAAUAUUGCUCUCAAACCCCGACAAAAGCAAAUAUCUUAAAGAAAACAUCAAAAGACUUACGAACCCUCUAAUAUAAAUAAACAAAAUAGCAAAUGAAUGGAUUAAACAAAAAGCUGAUCCUUCAUACUUAGCUUCAACGCUAAUCAAGUCAACUUCACACUAUACUUUGCCGGCAACGCAAAUCUAGAUUGUGUAAAUACAAUACGCCUUAUUAGUUCGACCUCUCCCGAAAUGAAAGAACGAAUGUAAUGUAACACAAAAAUGAAAUCUACCGAAAUUCUUAAUUUAACUUUAAUAUUAGUGAACAGAAAUCGAUGAUUGAAAACGAGCUGACGAAUGAGUAUGUCGUGAUAGGAAACAAACGUGUUAAAAGCUGGGAUGAAUACUGAGAAAGAGAAACAUUUAGUCAUUUAUUAUUACAAUUAUUAUUUUUAUCUUUAUUAUUAAAAUUUUUACUUUUAUUUUGAUGAUGAUUAUUAUUAUUACUAUAAUUGUGUUACAAUAGCAUAACUAAAAGUGAGAAUAUGAAGAAAAAAACAAUAUUUAUAAAACGAAAAUAAAACAAUUACAUG